This is a messenger RNA of Dicentrarchus labrax (European seabass), 475 nucleotides long. RefSeq names its product histone H2B 3-like. Gene Ontology annotation, cellular component: nucleosome. The record is from RefSeq and is a predicted model, not a curated record. The coding region runs from base 19 to 387 and encodes 122 amino acids. The transcript has a single exon. Lineage: Eukaryota; Metazoa; Chordata; Actinopteri; Moronidae. Gene Ontology annotation, molecular function: structural constituent of chromatin; DNA binding; protein heterodimerization activity.
AACCGAGUCAGAGCAACAAUGCCCGAUACAGUGAAAGCGCCCAAGAAAGGCUCCAAGAAAGCCGUGUCUAAGGUCACCAAGACCGGCAAGAAGAAGAGAAAGACCAGGAAGGAGAGCUACGCCAUCUACGUGUACAAGGUGCUGAAGCAGGUCCACCCUGAUACCGGCAUUUCCUCCAAGGCUAUGGGCAUCAUGAACUCCUUUGUGAGCGACAUCUUUGAGCGCAUCGCCGGUGAGUCCUCCCGUCUGGCUCACUACAACAAGCGCUCCACCAUCACCUCCAGGGAGAUCCAGACCGCCGUCCGCCUGCUGCUGCCCGGUGAGCUGGCCAAGCACGCUGUGUCUGAGGGAACAAAGGCUGUGACCAAGUACACCAGCUCCAAGUAAACCUGCUGUUACAACCAACAGCACAAAGGUCCUUUUCAGGGCCACACACUGCUUCUACUGAGAGCUAAUGUCCUUCAUUAUACAUUAA